AUGGUGGCUCCGGCCGCAACGGGAGGGAUCUCGACAGGCGCGCAGCCGCCAGCGAGCCGUCAACCCGCCCGUUCCUCAAGCACCCAUCCGUCCCAUUCUCACAAUGUACCGUUAAGCAGUCGGCGUUCUGCACCCCUCGAUUUAUCGACAGUCGAGAGACGAGGACAACCCAGCGCACCCCGCGAGCCGACGAGUCGAGUCCGUCCUCACGGCCUUCAAGAGGCACCUACGUUCCGCCCAACCGAGGAUGAAUUUCGAGACCCCGAGGCCUACAUUCGCAAAAUCGCGCCGGAAGGAAAGAAAUAUGGCAUCUGCAGAAUUAUUCCGCCCGAGAAUUGGCAACCGACAUUUGCUAUUGAUACGGAGAGAUUCCAUUUUAAGACCCGCCGACAAGAACUUAAUUCGGUCGAAGGAGGUAUGCCCCCGCGUUCAGCGCUGUUGGCUGCCGGUGGUACUCCGGAGCUCAGUUCUAACCCAGACUCAGGAACACGUGCGAACUUGAACUAUCUCGACCAACUCGCCAAGUUUCACAAACAGCAUGGCACAAAUUUGAAUCGUUUCCCAAGCGUCGAUAAACGCCCCUUGGAUUUGUUUCGAUUGAAAAAGGCCGUAGAAGUCCGCGGCGGUUUCGAGCAGGUCUGCAAGAUGAAGAAAUGGGCUGAGAUCGGUCGCGACCUCGGAUAUAGCGGCAAGAUCAUGUCGUCUCUCUCAACUUCCCUCAAAAACUCAUACCAGAGAUGGCUCCAACCCUACGAGGAGUAUUUGCGCGUGGCGAAACCCGGAGUACAACAGCAGCUGGAAAUAGAGCAUGGCGGUCCUUAUACCCCUUCGCCCAACCAUUCGCCUAUGCCUAAGAACCCCACACCUCUCGAGGGCGACACAUGUUCCGUGACACCCCAUGGCCAGAUGAAUCUUUCUACCACAGCCUCGCAAAACGGCCCCCAAGAUGCCUCGGCGACUCCCGCAAAAAAUCCCACGCCACCGGUAGAACCUACACCACCGCGACCAAUUGCAUCUGGGUUUACGGCUGUAAAUACUGGCGGUUUUACUGCUGUAAACCGAUCACCCUCGUUCAUUGCAGUAAACAGCGCCCCGCCAUUGAAAAGGGAUCCCGAAUUGGAAAUCGCUACGCCGAAGAGUGUCUCUGAAUACGCAACAGACUUAACACCGUUUUCGAACGGUCAUGGCUCAGUUAAGCGCGCUAUUAGCACCGAGAGUGGGUCCCAAGCGGACGCAGGAGAACUGGAUGCCAACGGGCGAAGGAGUAAGAGGCUGAAAAAAGAUACACCUCUGCCGAUCGUAGCAGGGUCCCAAAUGACUCUUCUUCGUCCCGCGCCUUCACGCUCGAGAAAGAGUGACACACGGAAAUUUGGUGAUAAAUGUGAGACUUGUGGAAAGUCCGAAGAUCAGUCCUCGAUCCUGGUGUGCGACAGCUGCGAUCAAGGUUUUCACAGAUAUUGCUUAGACCCUCCUCUGCACCAUAUCCCCGAGUUCGAUUGGCACUGCCCCAAGUGUUUGGUUGGAACAGGAGAGUUUGGCUUUGAGGAAGGCGGUGUUUACUCUUUGAAGCAAUUCCAGGAGAAGGCCAACAACUUCAAGAAGAAUUAUUUCGCCUCCAAAAUGCCUUUCGAUCCCGUUCUUAACACUCAUCGACGGGAGUCUGAAGAUGAUGUUGAGCGCGAAUUUUGGAGACUGGUUGAAAGCCUGACGGAGACAGUCGAGGUUGAAUAUGGUGCGGAUAUUCAUUCGACUACUCACGGCAGUGGCUUCCCCACGGUCGAGAGGAACCCGCUCGAUUCGUACUCGAAAGACCCCUGGAACCUGAAUAAUCUUCCAUUUCACGGAGAGUCUCUGUUUCGCCAUAUCAAGUCUGAUAUCUCAGGCAUGACAGUUCCGUGGGUUUAUGUUGGCAUGUGUUUUUCUACCUUUUGCUGGCACAAUGAGGACCACUACGCGUACUCAGCGAACUAUCAGCAUUUCGGAGCCACGAAGACCUGGUAUGGAAUUCCAGGAGCCGACGCCGAAGCAUUCGAAGAAGCAAUGCGACACGCUGUUCCUGAACUCUUCGAAGGGCAACCUGAUUUAUUAUUUCAGCUUGUUACUCUCAUGCCUCCGGAUCAGUUGCGGAAAGCCGGGGUCAAUGUCUAUGCGCUUGACCAACGGGCCGGUCAAUUUGUUAUUACGUUCCCGCAGGCAUACCACGCUGGAUUUAACCAUGGCUUCAACUUCAAUGAGGCUGUCAACUUUGCGCCCGUGGACUGGGAACCCUUUGGUGCCUCAGGCGUUGAGCGUCUUCAGGCCUUCCGUAGACACCCGUGUUUCUCCCAUGACGAGUUACUUUUCACGGCCGCUGCCCGGGACACAUCAAUAUCCACUGCCAAAUGGCUUGCCCCAGCACUUCAAAGGACGUGCUCUCGUGAGGUAGCCGAACGAGCAUCAUUCGCUACGCGGCACCGGGAGGCAACGCCGCACACCUGUGCUUUAUUCUCCGAUGGCUCGGCUGUUGCCGGUGACUGCCGGCUACGGUUCUUGGUCGAGGAUAAAGACAUCCCGGAGGAAGAAUACCAAUGCCAUUAUUGCAAGUCUUACAUCUUUCUGACACAAUUCCAUUGCCACAAGUCCGGCAAAGCAUUGUGUUUGAUACACCUGGAUGCACAUGAUUGCUGUGGAGAGCCGUUGUCACAGAAGCUACUGGGCCCCGAUCACACACUCCGCUACCGAGUCAGCGAUACUGAAUUAAAAGAAAUGGUCUUGAAGGUCCAGGAGCGCGCCAGGAUUCCAGAAGCGUGGGGACAAAAACUCGACAAUAUUCUCGAGGAUGAGCCGAAGCCCCAAUUGAAGGUCCUUCAUAACCUGCUUAAUGAAGGUGAGAAAAUCCCAUACCAUUUACCUGGUCUUCAAGAUCUUGCGGCCUUCGUUCAGCGCUGCGAUAAAUGGGUUGAGGAAGCAACCAACUACAUUACGCGGAAGCAGCAGAACCGAAGGAAGAACGAGAAGGCCUGGCGCAAGACUACUUCCAAGGCCUCGCAGCUGGAAGAACGUGAUCGUGAAGUCCGCAGAGUAGAGAACAUCUACGCCCUUCUUACAGAGGCUGAUAAACUGUCAUUCGACUGUCCACAGAUGGCGGCUCUGGAAGAGAAAACCCGCGAGAUCGAUAAAUUCCGCAAUGACGUUAAGGCUGCGCUCGCGAACCCGCAUAUCCGGUCAGUACAGGAAGUUGAAGAACUCGUGGAAAACUCGCGGAAUCUCAACGUGGAGAUACCCGAGGUGGAGGAUUUAGAACAUAUUGUCAGACAAAUGAAGUGGAACGAGGACGCUGGACACAAACGUGGUCAAUAUUUGACUCUCAAGGACUGUCAGGAGCUUAUUCUGGCUGGUGAACAACUGGGACUUUCGGAGACAAAUGAGCAUCUCUCGCAUUUCAAGGAGCUGUGUCGUCAUGGCGAGGCAUGGGAAGCGAAAGCAAAGGAAUUGAUGUCGGUCGAGGCCGUCCACUACCAACAGUUGGAGGCUUUAUCUACGCAGGCGACCCGGGUUCCGGUCUCCCCAGAGACACUCGCCGCGGUAGAUGCAAUAUUGAUUAAACAACGUGAAGCCCAGAGACGGAUACAGAGCUUGUACGAGAGAAGCAAAGACCCGAAUUACAAGAAUCGGCCGAAUUACAAGGAAGUGCGCGAGUUAAUGGAGUCUGUGGUAGAGUUGAAUAGUCGGCCUACCGGCGCGGUCGACCUGGAGCGAGAGCAGAGACGCCACGAAGAUUGGAUGCGGAAGGGGAAGAAGCUGUUCGGAAAGGCCAACGCGCCUCUGCAUAUCCUCAAAUCACAUAUGGAGUAUGUCGAAAAGCGGAACUUCUAUUGCUUCGACUUGGAAGAUCGCUUCCGCCCGCCUGUCGAGCCAGCAUCGAGGGACAAUAGCCCUGAUGGCCAAGGAGAGCAACAUCAUUAUUAUGGACAGUCAACGGCGAAGCGUGACGCUUUUUGCAUCUGCAGACAUUCCGAAGCUGGAAUGAUGAUUGAAUGCGAGAUUUGCGGAGAAUGGUACCACGGAAAAUGCCUCAAAAUUGCUCGUGGCAAAGUCAAAGAGUGUGACAAGUACACCUGCCCUAUCUGUGACUGGAGGCAAAAAAUUCCCCGAGAUGCUGCUCGCCCGAAGCUUGAAGAUCUUCAAGAAUGGCAAGCCGAGAUUUCUGGGCUUCCUUUCCAGCCGGAUGAAGAACAAAUCCUGGAGAAUAUCAUAAACCAGGCGACAUCCUUCCGUGAGUUCCUGCAGCGCUACACCAACACAGCGUGCACUACGACCGAAGAGGUCCCUACUUUGGUCUUCUAUCUGCGCAAGAUCGAAGGUGCCGAAGUUCUUCUUGCAUAUGAAACCAACCUAUUCCGACAAGAGAUUCACAAGUGGCAACCGGUCGCGCCGGAGCCUCCGCCAAUUCUAGAGCAAUCUUUGUCGACCAGGAAGCCUCGGCCAACAAAGCAGCAGAAGUUAAUGGCUCGAAUGGGUAUACAAAGCCCAGAAGAGCUUCCCCCGCAUCUGCGCCCCAAGCAGCCAAACCCAGCAAAGCGCAAGUCCAUUGAUGCCCAAGCUGGCCGUCCUCCGAACCUGCAGCCAUCAUCUCAUAACCCUGGCGAUAGUGAUAAUGCAGACCCCCGCAUGGUGCCCACGUUAGCGCCAAACGAUACACAGAGCGCCCCUUACCCGUUUUCUGCAAGUUAUUCACUUCCUGCAACUGACACGGCGUCGGCAUUCGCACCUGAGUCUUCGGCCUUCCUGCCUCAUGUUUCUGCUGAUACCGCUUCGUUCCCUCCGAGAUCUCCCACCCCUCAAGGUCCUGCCUCUCUGUUUAGCCCGCCCCGUUACUCGCGGACUGCUCCAGGUGGUCCACCUGGUAUGGACGUCGUCGACCAUUCAAAUCCGUUCGGUAGUAGUCCUCGGAAUUUGGACGACGUGUUCGCCGAUCUCACCAACCAGGAUGCUGACCUGGCUGAGCAAUACCCCGAACCCAUGGAAAACACCCACGCUAAUGAAGCGCUGGAAUUACUUGACGUCGGCAACGACCGGGAAAACUCCGUGCCUGUUCCUGAUGGGGAGGUUGAAGACAAGCCGCACGAAGUCAAUGGAGCCGGAGCUACUGCAGCUGCUUAG
Molecule: messenger RNA, 5142 nt
Organism: Aspergillus mulundensis
Lineage: Eukaryota; Fungi; Ascomycota; Eurotiomycetes; Eurotiales; Aspergillaceae
Product: putative PHD transcription factor (Rum1)
Exons: 4
Coding region: 1-5142 (1713 amino acids)
Biological process (GO): chromatin remodeling
Cellular component (GO): nucleus
Molecular function (GO): histone demethylase activity; DNA binding
Source: RefSeq, a predicted model, not a curated record